Molecule: messenger RNA, 3655 nt
Organism: Xiphias gladius (swordfish)
Lineage: Eukaryota; Metazoa; Chordata; Actinopteri; Istiophoriformes; Xiphiidae
Gene: alg8
Product: ALG8 alpha-1,3-glucosyltransferase
Exons: 13
Coding region: 205-1773 (522 amino acids)
Biological process (GO): protein N-linked glycosylation
Cellular component (GO): endoplasmic reticulum membrane
Molecular function (GO): dolichyl pyrophosphate Glc1Man9GlcNAc2 alpha-1,3-glucosyltransferase activity
Source: RefSeq, a predicted model, not a curated record
AGUGAUGACGUCACCGUCCUCCCCUGCAGGCAUCGCAACUUUAAUUAAAAAAAAAAAAAGUAUUAAAAAUGUUAAAACGAAAAAAAAGAUAAAAGUAGGUUUCACAGCAGUGGACUCGUUUUUCAAAAUGAAGUCCAGCCGCCACAGUGUCCCGCACGGAGCUGUCAAUAAAGUUGUGCUUUCAAAGUCAACAGGCCCAGUGUCAUGGCGGCUCCUGAGGUGGACGGCCGGAGCUGGUUUCCAGUGUUAGCACUGGGAGUCUCUCUGCUCAAAUGUCUCUUCAUCAGCGCCUAUCAUUCCACAGACUUUGAGGUGCACAGGAACUGGUUGGCGAUCACGCACAGUCUGCCGGUGUCCAGGUGGUACUAUGAGAACACGUCUGAGUGGACUCUGGACUACCCUCCGCUGUUCGCCUGGUUUGAGUUCGGCCUGUCCCACGUGGCUCAGCACUUCGACAGAAACAUGCUGUUGGUGGAGAAUCUGAACUACGCCAGCCCGUCCACGGUGCUCUUCCAGAGGCUGUCGGUCAUUUUCACUGACGUGGUUUUUAUCUACGCUGCCAGAGAGUGCUGCAGGUGUGUUCAGGAGCAGAAAGGCUCUCGGGACGUUCUGAACCGGCCGUCCUUCGUCCUGGCUGUUCUGCUGCUCUGGAACUUCGGCCUCCUCGUCGUGGACCACAUUCAUUUCCAGUACAACGGCUUCUUGUUUGGUUUCCUGCUGCUGUCAGUGGCAAAACACCUGCAGUCUCGGCACCUGCAGGGGGCGCUGCUGUUCUCCGUCCUGCUCAACCUGAAGCACAUCUACCUGUAUGUGGCUCCGGCCUAUGGCACUUACCUGCUGAGGAGUUACUGCUUUACUCAGGACAACAAAGACGGUUCUGUCAGGUGGAGGAGUUUCAGUCCGCUCCGUCUGCUGGCUCUGGGCGGCAUCGUGGCCUCCGCCUGCGCUCUGUCCUUUGGCCCGUUCAUUGUCAUGGGUCAGCUCCCUCAGGUCCUGUCCCGUCUCUUCCCCUUUAAGCGGGGCCUCUGUCAUGCCUACUGGGCCCCCAACAUCUGGGCCCUCUACAACGUGCUGGACAAAUGCCUGGCGACGCUCGGUGUCCGUCUGAAGCUGCUGGACGAGACGGAGCUUCCCCGCGCCUCCAUGACGGGCGGGCUGGUUCAGGAGUUCCAGCACUCGGUCCUCCCCUCCGUGUCUCCGUCUGUCACACUCGUCUGCACUCUUCUGUCCAUCCUGCCGGCGGCGGCGUCCAUCUGGCGUCGUCCUCGCGGCGCCCGGGGUUUCCUGCGGUGCCUGCUGCUCUGCGCUCUGGGCUCCUUCAUGUUCGGCUGGCACGUCCACGAGAAGGCCGUCCUCAUCGCCAUCCUGCCUCUCAGCAUCCUGGCGGUUGAGAGCAGAGAGGAUGCUGGGAUCUUCCUGGUUCUGACCACCACGGGUCAUUACUCCCUGUUCCCGCUGCUCUUCACCCCCGCAGAGCUGCCCAUCAAAGUGGUUCUGAUGCUGAUGUUUACGGUCUACUCCUUCACUGCUCUGAGGAAACUCUACAGCGGUCAGGGGUCUCUGCUCCAUCCCCCGGAGGUCGUCUACCUGCUGGGUCUGGUUGCCGUGGCAAUCGCCUGCGAGGUCGUCUUCCCUCUGUCACCGUGGCGACAGAAGCUGCCCUUCCUCCCCCUGCUGGCGACCUCGGUGUACUGCUCCGUGGGCGUCUGCUACUCCUUCCUGCGUCUGUACGUCAGUCUGCUGAGGCAGGGGGAGAAGCCCAAACAGCCGUGAGACGCCGUCCUGUACCUGACAGGUCGCAGGUUAGAUCCCCAGCACACUUACAGCCGUCCUGCACACUGAGCGAGACACCGAGUCUGUACAGAACCAACCGACCUGCUGUGUGUUGGGCUGCAAUAUGAUCAAUACAAGACACAAACAAACCCAUCACUACCCAGCUGGAUGUUAUUGAAGGUCCAAAAGUUGUACCUCUUCUCAAAUUUACCAACUGUUUUUAUUUCACUUUUUGUUCACAUCCGGAUUAAAGUACAAGUUAUCGUUGGUAGUAUUCAUCUCGUGAAACGUCUAAAGUUUCCGUUGAUAAUAUCACAUUCAUCUGAUCUUGGAUUUGCAGACUGCAAAUGUAGAACAGAAAGUCUGAGCUGCAGUUUGUGGAGGAGACAGACUCAGUCAGCGGAGCACAGCCGUUAACUGCCAGUGCAGCAAAGUAAGGGUUAAAUUUAACAACCUGCGGAGGCGCCUGGCGGAUCGUGUUGACGCCGAAUUCACCGGUGGUUCACACCGGCUCCGUCAAAAUACCCGUAGACCGGGGAAAAAUGGAGGGGGGGGUAGUAGGAGCCAGUGGAGCAGGAAACACUCCACAGACAUCAGCAGAUUCUGGAGGCAAACGUCCUGCAGUCAGUCAGGAACGUGACAGUGAAAAGAGGCUGGUUUCUACAGCAGGACAAGGAUCCAAAGCAGACCUCAAAAUCCACCGUGAACCACUUCAAGAAAGCCCCGCAGCCCCCCUGACCUGAACAUCUCUGAAAGCCUGAACCAGAAAGACGCUGAGCUGCUACAAAGUGUCUGCAGGCUGUGAUAUCUGUCAGAAGGGGGUCACUGAGUACAGACUCUGCGUCCAAACUUGUGUCACAAUUACUGUUUAAUUGUUUUCUAUUUUUUAAGUGAAGUUGAUGAAAUAACAACAACAGCAGCAACAUUUAACGAGAGGCUCAUCGUUAAAGCCUGUUUGCCGCAGACGCUGGAUUCACUUCUCUUUCCUUCAAAAAUCAACUGUUUGCAUUCAACUCUGUUUCUCUGGACUUGAGCUUCCAUACAGGAAAUGACAGCACACCAGCUGUUACAAAAACACAUUUUUGUGUCUCUUGUAAUUAGUAAUCACUUUGGAUGAAUAUAAAGCCAAUCAAUAUCUCAGCAGCAGCUUCUCAUGUUUAUCCGGCGCUGACGUCACUUUCACCGGUUACAACGACCAGCGUCUCCGGCUGCAGGUCACGUCAGCUUCACUGAUUAAUGAGAGUGAGACGUCCCCUCUAAUAAACCGUCAGCUGAUCUCAGCUCAGUUUCAGGAGUCACAUUCUCCAGUUAAACGUUUGUUCAUAUCAGAUCAGUAAUUUAAACCGAUCAACUCUGUAGUUUUGAGCUUCAGUGAUUGGAUCAAACAGCUCGUGAAAAAGUAAGUUGUCAGAUUUAGUUUCUGUUAUUUCACUGUCACUGUCAUAUUUAAUCAGUUUAUUUAAUUUAAUCAUAUUUAAUCGACUAUCGGCCGAUAAUCGAUAUUAAAGGACAGGAUCAGAAUCAGGAUCAGGCCUAUCCCCCGGCCUUAACUACAGACUAUAAAUUGUCUGCAUGACACUGUACGGAUGCUACGCUGCUGGAAGGAUGCAACUCUAAUGAUACAAUCAGCUGAAAUAUUUUUUGUUUUGUUAAUAUUUUAACCUGGAGCCUGUGAAACAGAAACAGGAGCCAGAAUUGAAGUGUAGCUUCUGGACUCGUAAAACUGGCUGUGACUUCACCUCGAACCACCAGGUGGACGAAACAAACGGACCACUAGUGAAGGACUAUGUCAUGGUUUUAAUGAAAGGCCAUUGUGGACCAAAGCAGAGCUGAAAGACAGAUGAUGAUGAUGAUGACGAUGACGAUGUUUGUUUUUUCUAUA